UGUGUGAGUGUGUGAGAGAGAGAGUAUGGGUGUGUGAGGUACAGAGUGUGUGCUGGUGGUAUGAAUGGGCUUUAGUCCUGGAUGCAGAGGAACACAGAUAGAAACGACAGGAGAAUCAUUGUUGCGCUCUCUCUCUCUCUCUCUCUCUCUCUCUCUCUCUCUCUCUCUCCCUCUCUGCCUCCCUCCCUCUCUCCCUGACUCUUCCUGUCUUUUCUCUCUGUCUCUCUCUUUCAUGGAUGCUCGGAGAUUAAACACAAGCUGAGCUUGAUUUGCCGUGGAGGUUAUCUUUUUCUUUUUCUUCUUUUAGUUUUUUUUUUGCUGAAAGCCUGCCUGCCUUCGCUGUCGAGUAUCUCUGGGUAGCAAAGUUGUUUUUUUUCCUCCGUUCCAUCUCUUUUUUUCCCUCCCUCUCCUCCUUUUUUUCUUUUUCAAUCUGCGAAGUCGCAAGUGACUGCUUUGAUUCCUCCCCAACUCAGAUGUCGAGCGAGACCAAAGGCGAUCGCUUUUAGACACUGGCUCAGAAGAAAAACAAAACACCAAGUCAGAAGGGGAGAGAGAGGGAGAGAGAGAUAAAACAUGCGGUAGGAAAGGAAAAAAAGGAAAAACAACAAAAAACCCCACCAUAUCGUCAAGGAAAGACGACAAGGCAAGACUCGGUUGUCAGUGGAAACGGUGUGUUUUCUGAGUGGAUUGAGGAGGGAAAAAAAAGAAAGGCAUGAUCAAGUCGCUGCUCAGGGGCACGACCAGGCAACCCAAGGAAGGCGAGGUCCCUGGGGUGGACUACAACUUUGUGACUGUCGAGCGGUUUAUGGAACUGGAGAAAAGUGGAGCCCUGUUAGAGAGUGGAACUUAUGAAGAUAACUACUACGGGACGCCCAAGCCCCCGUGCGAGCCCACGCCGCUGCUGCUCGAUGUAACCGACCGCCUACUGCCGGGCGCCAGACCCAGCUCCCAGGGCAAGCGGCGACGCAACAAGUCCGUCAGCAACAUGGAGAAGGCCGGCAUCGACCCGCCUGAGGAGGAGGAGGAGGAGAGGCCCGUUGUCAACGGCAACGGCGUGGCUCUCACCCCAGAGUCCAGCGAGCAUGAGGACAAAAGCACAGACGCCUCCGGUGACAUGCCCCCCCAGUCUGCUCCGAGCGACACCCCCACCCCCGACACCGACGCCCCACCAGAGGUGGGAGAGGCCCCCCCGCCGCCGCCCGGCCCCACCAAACCAGACGAGAACGACGAGCUGGGCCCCCUACCUGACAACUGGGAGAUGGCAUACACCGAGAAGGGGGAGGUCUACUUCAUCGAUCACAACACGAAGACCACAUCAUGGCUGGACCCGCGGCUGGCCAAGAAGGCAAAGCGGCCGGAAGAGUGCCGAGAGGAUGAGCUACCCUAUGGCUGGGAGAAGAUCGACGACCCCAUCUACGGCAGCUACUAUGUGGACCACAUAAGCAGGCGGACCCAGUUUGAAAACCCCGUCAUAGAAGCCAAGAGGAGGGUCCAGCAGCACCAGAUGCAGGGCCAGGGCUUGUCUUCGAUGCCCCUUCCCUCUGUCUACAGAGAGAAGCCGGCGUUCACGCGGGACGCCACCCAGCUGAAGGGCAGCUUCCUGUCCACUACGCUGCAGAAGAGCACCAUGGGGUUCGGCUUCACCAUCAUCGGCGGAGACGAGCCCGACGAGUUCCUCCAGGUCAAGAGCGUCAUACCGGACGGACCUGCAGCACAGGACGGCAAGAUGGCUACUGGUGACGUCCUUGUGUACAUCAACGACGUGUGUGUGCUGGGCACCACCCAUGCGGACGUGGUCAAGCUGUUCCAGUCGGUGCCCAUCGGCCAGAGCGUGACGCUGGUCCUGUGCCGCGGCUACCCACUGCCCUACGACCCCGAGGAGGCCGCCUCCACCACCACCACCGGCCUGGUGUCGCCCGCAGGCAAUCCCCUGCUGGUGAACGGGCGCGGCACCUACGACGGCUACAUGGAGUACCUCUCCCGGACGGCGCGGCUGGUGCAGCAGCAGGGCGACCCUCAGCUCGCUGCCGCCCACCUCGCCGGCGGCCCUCUCCCACCGCAAGCCGGCCACCCGGGGGACACCCACCUGGACGGCUCCAGCCUCCCGCUGCCCGGCGGCCAGCCGCACGAGGACAGCGUCUCCAUGGCGUCGUCGGGGGCGACGCAGUUGGCCAGCGGCUGCGGCAGCAGCGACGGCCCGCCUCCCGUGCUGCUGACGGUCUCCAUGGUGAAGGGGCCCGACGGCUUCGGGUUCACCAUCGCCGACGGCGCCGACGGCCAGCGCGUCAAGCAGGUGCUGGAGCCACAGGGCUGCCCGGGGCUGUGCGAGGGCGACCUGAUCGCCGAGAUCAACCGGCAGCCCGUGCUCGGCCUUAGCCACACGCAGGUGGUGGACAUGCUGAAGGAGUGCCCGGUGGGGGCCGAAGCCACACUGAUGGUGCAGAGAGGAGGGACAGGUCAGUUUUCCCCCUGGAAGACCCCCAAACAGGUCCUGGAGCAGUGGGAGGCGCAGGGCCACGGCAGCCCCCAGACCAGCCUGUCGGCCCCCGUGCUCCCCCUGAGCCCCCCCUCCUUCCCCGCCCCUCUCCUGCACCGGGUGUCCGCGCCCGACCCCAUGGGGGCCUGUGACCCUUACGAGCUGAUCAGGCCUGACCCCUAUGACCUGUACGAGAAGUCCAGGGCCAUCUAUGAGAGUAGGCAUACAGGGCCCCCACGGACCACCUACUCUGUGGAACCUUCCGGAGCAGAGUUUCAGGAAGUGGAGGUGCACCUGCGCCGGCAGAAGUCCGGCUUCGGCUUCCGGAUCUUGGGCGGAGACGAGGCGGGACAGCCUGUGAGUCCGGACGCUUGUGAGAAGAUCCUGAUCGGGGCCAUCAUCGAGAAGAGUCCCGCCGACCAGGAUGGCCGCCUGCGCCCCGGGGACGAGCUGGUGUCGGUGGACGGGGUCUGCGUAGCGGGCAAGCCGCACCGCUACGUCAUCGACCUGAUGCACGGCGCCGCCCGCAACGGCCAGGUCAGCCUGACCGUCCACCGGAGGAAACCGGGGACAGGUGAGUCCUGCCUGGAGAACGGUCGCAGCCCAGGCUCCGUGUCCACCCAGCACAGCUCCCCCCGGAGCGACUUCACUUCCGGAACCUUCCCCAGCAGCGUGGGCACGGUGCCGCCUCACUCCUCCUGCGGCGCCCCCGGCUCCAACAACGCCCCCGCGCCCGUCUCCGCGGCCCCCACCUCCGGCGCCGGUUCCGGUUCCGCACAGCAGGACCCAGGCCUGGCCACGGUGCCGCCCAACGCCCAGCCCAGCGAUGUGGUCAUCCACCGCAGGGAGACGGAGGGGUUCGGCUUUGUCAUCAUCAGCUCGCUCAACCGGCCCGAAAACACAGCGGCCAUCACUGUGCCACACAAGAUUGGGCGCAUCAUCGAGGGCAGCCCUGCGGACCGCUGCGGUAAGCUGAAGGUGGGCGACCGCAUUCUGGCCGUCAACAGCCAAUCCAUCGUCAGCAUGCCGCACGCCGACAUCGUCAAGCUCAUCAAGGACGCCGGACUGAGCGUCACGCUGUGCAUCAUCCCGCAGGAGGAGUUAAGCAGCCCUCCGUCGGCGGCCAACUCGGAGAAGCAGAGCCCCAUGAACCAACAGAACAGUCCCCAGACCCAGGCGGCUCAGGCAGGCCUCCAGGCUGGCAUGCAGGCCCCCCCGCCCACCCCCGCCAGCCAGCAGCAGGCCUCUCAGCCACCGCCCCCCGCCCAGGCUCCAGCAGCACCACCCGUUCAGAUCUACGGCCAUGAAAGCAGUUACAGAUCAGAGGUGAAGGCUCGGCAGGACGUCAAGCCGGACAUCCGGCAGCCUCCGUUCACAGACUACCGCCAGCCCCCCGUGGACUAUCGGCACCCUCCCGUAGCCGACUACCGGCAGCCCCCUACGCUGGACUAUCGGCAGCCCCCGCUCAUGGACUACCGGCAGUUAGACCCGCGGCAGUUUGUCAUCCCUGACUAUCGACAACCACAGGACUUUGAUUUCUUCACGGUGGAGCUGGAGAAGAGUGCUAAGGGCUUUGGGUUCAGCAUCCGUGGCGGCCGCGAGUACAAGAUGGACCUGUUCGUGCUGCGCUUGGCUGAAGAAGGCCCCGCACUGCGCAAUGGAAGGAUGAGGGUGGGAGAUCAGAUAAUUGAGAUAAAUGGGGAGACCACCAGAGACAUGACCCACGGCCGGGCCAUCGAGCUCAUCAAGUCCGGAGGGCGGCGGGUGCGACUGCUGCUGAAGAGGGGUACAGGGCAGGUGCCAGAAUAUGACAAUCCCACCCCCUGGGAUGCUCACCCUACAGCCUCCCCAAGCCUGUCGGAAGUAGCAGCCCCGCCCCUGGACAGCACCCUGACCAAUCCAUCACCUCCAUCUCACCUGAGCUCGCCCCUGGACCCGCCUCUCCUGCUGCUGCCGCCGCCCCUGGAGACGGUGGCGGUCGCCGAACGCUCGCAAAGCCCCUGGGGGGCGGAGCCGGGGGUGGUGGACCAGGCGGGUGGGGCCCCGGGACAGAGGCUGGCCCACGGCGGCAGCAGCAUCAGGGCCAAUCAGCAGUCGGACGGUGGCAGGACCACCCAGCAGGGAGGCGGAGCGGCAGGGCGGGGUCAGCCCUCUCUGGCGGAGGCCCUGAGUGGGGAGCCUAUGGAUCCCAAGGCCUCCAAAAGCAGCCGGGCGCGGUCGAAGGAGCGCAGGGAGGAGCGCGGCGGCGGCGGCAGCAGCAGUGGUGCCUCCUCCAGGAAGAGGGGCGACUCGACCCGCUCCCCAUCCAAAAGCUCCAGGACCUCCCACACGGACUCCAGCCUGAACGGAGGUGCAACCCCGGGCAACCCCAGCAGCCCCGACGUCCCUGCCAGCCAGCAGAGGGAGCCAGUGGCACAUAAGGCCCACCCACGAGAGCCGGAGAGGGCCGGCAAGGAGAGCCGUGGCAGCCACACCGCCAAGAGCUCCGGCACGUCGGGCCGGAAGGCUACCGUCUCCCCUGGGCCCUGGAAGAUCCCCGGCUCGGAUAAGUUACCCAGCACCCUGCGCUCUGGGUCCUCCACUGUGAGCAGAUAACACCCUGUACACACACUCACACACACACACACACACACUCAACGUCACGACCCAGGGCCGCAUGGUUUGACCCAUUUCAGCCUAGUUAAAACCUGAUGUGGCCCAUUGGUUGAUAUCAGUGUUGUCCCAGACCUCCACAGGCUCCCCCACAACUCCUCCUGCCUCACCCCAGCCCUGACACUCUGCGGGAUGGGGGCACGGGAGCAUCUUCAUGCACCUCUGGAGAGGACCAUGUCGUUGUUGUUGUUGUAUUAUUGUUAUUAUUAUUUAUACUUUAUUUUCAUUUAUUUUAGAAAAUAUUACACCCACCACCUUAAGAACUGGAAGCACCACUUUCAAAGAAGAAAGAAAGAAAAAAAAAAAACAUUGAACAAAAUUGAAAGAGGGAUUGAAAGAACCGUGGGGAAAAAAGAAUAAAAAGUACAAGAGUGUAUGUGGCAUGAUAUGGAUUACUCGCUCCACUAAGAGACUGUUCGGUACAGCAGCAUGUGAAGGAGGUUUCAAAUGGGGACCCUCUUGCAUUCGAAACCACUGACUUCAAAAACCAUUAUGGACAUGGUUAUUGUGUAUUCUUUUUUACAUAUAUAGAUCAACCGAGUCUAUUUUAUGAAAAUGGAGAAAGAAUGUUGUUUGCCUGUCCUAAGCUUUUGUGCAUUUCAGAGAGAGAGAGAGAGAGAGGAAAUAUAUAUAAAAAAAUAUAUUAUACACCCAAAUAUAUAGUAUAACACAAAAGAUAUACAUCAGUGAAACGCUGCCUUAAAGAAGACUGUAUGAACUGAAGAUAUCUCUAAUAAAUGACCACUGUUACGUUAUAGAAAAUAGAUAAAACUAUAUUAUGAAUAUAAAUAUGUGGGACAUAAUUGUACAUACUGUCAUGUUGAAGAAAAGAAAAGCUAACUGCCGGGUUGAUGUGGUAGUAACGAACAUGGCGUGUUGUUCGAGUAGAUGAGGAAAGGACAAUUUCUUAUUUCCCUUUCUCUUACGGUGAACUUGUGACCUCCUUGGAGUCUGGCACAUCAGACGGACGUCGCCGCUUUGAGCAUGGCCACUCAGUGAACGCCUCAACCGGUGCACCGUAUUCCCUUUACCGGACUUUGUGAACGGAGCAAUCUGUCGAGGGUCGUCCGUGGCCUCGAAUGGACCACGGGGGAGACCGAGAGGAUUGUCGGACGGCAAGAUAGGGCGGAGUGCCUUACCAGGCGGGGAACGGGAGCUCAAGGCUUCCUGAGAGCAAAAGGCGGAAAGAGAGACUUGAUACUGAACAAGUAAACACAUUGACACACAUUCACAGGCUGCUGCUCUGGUCUACAUACCAUCUAUGUAUCUUUGUCAACAGCAGCAAACCACAUGCAGUGAUGCCAGAAUGGUCGACUCCCCCCCCCUCCCCUUUAAAUGUCCCAUACUGGACACUCUCUCAGCGUCACACAGUGUUGUUGAAUCCCAUAAAACCCCUCAUUUUACGAUAAAAAUUCAAAGUGAAGGACAUUCAGUGACUUGUACACCAACAAUUCAUUUUUUAUUGUUGUGUUUUUCUUUAGAAGUCAUCAGCUUAAUAGCCUGUACAGUGCCGCUAAAUCAAGACGGCACCGUUAAAUAGAAAGUGAAAAGUAUUACUAUGAAGGACCGUGUACUGCAUUGUAAAAUAGCAGUCUCCACGGAGGGACGUUGUUCCUAGGCCUCAGCUAGCUAAGUCACUAUUUGGAUACUGUUUUGAAUACGAGCAAAUAACCUGUUUUAGUGAUGCGCAAAAGUGACAGAGAUGAAUGAACCGGAUCCCAAAGGCAUAAGCAGACACGGUCCGCAGAGUUUGUUGACAACACCAGUGCCAUUUUCCGUGACUCCACUGACAGGAACUUUUGUGAUCGUUUUUUCAUCUAGCGUCACCCAAUUACAUUUAGCGCUAUCUAAGAAUCAACACCUGACAAAGCAGUUGACUUCUCUAUCAGUCACAUUGUCAGCACAACCACCCCACACUCCACGUCACCUGGGUUUAAAAACAUCGAGCCAUUCAUUGCUUUGUAACAACUACUGCACAUAAUGAGAUAUGACAAAGGUCAAAGGUCAGGCUAUUAGAGAGUACAGACAUCAGUGACUGGAUAAAAAGAGGGUAACUGGAGACUGAUGUGUAAAGUAGAUCUUUGCUUUGUUUGUCAUUGUGUAUUGAAAGAGGGCAAAUGGGGAAAUUCAAUUAAAAGCUAAUUCUGAGAAUUGAAUCACGUGGCUAAAUAAAUGUCACAAGUCAAUACACAAACAUUGUGAAAAAGUCCCCUUUCUAACAAUUGAAACUUUAAAAGCACAAAGUUGUACUUGAGAUCUCUCUAUUUGGCCUGAAACAUCAGACUGUUAACCGUUAAAACUGACUUCAGAAAUGUCCCUAUCCUGACCACAGGCCCCCCCAUAAUCUCCAUAAUACAGACCCCACUUACCUUAAAGCCUCCAGGUGAGAAGAAAAGCUUUGAUCAAGAGCUCUGAUCUUUUUUUUAUUAAAAACAAAUCAUCUCCACUGUGUCCUCUCUUGAAAUCAGCACGGUAGAACUGACUGAGAGGAAAUUAUUGUAUGAGAUAAAUAUGAAUUCAAUCCAAGUUAACCUAUGGAGGAUGGCACAUGGGGCCCAUGCCUUCCCACCCCCCAACCCAGCGCGGUAUCACUGUGUAGUGUUAGCGGUGUAUUUACCUUGUACAGCUGUACCUCUAUAAAUAUGAUUCCAUGUAUUAUUGAUAGUCACAAAGACUCUAAGUGAGCAACUAUUUUUAUGAAAUGCAACACUACGGAUAUAUUAACUUUUGCAGAAAUCUUGUUUACUGUAUGAUAUUCUGGAAUACUGUCAAAAUAAAAUCUUGACACGGUG
Molecule: messenger RNA, 7920 nt
Organism: Clupea harengus (Atlantic herring)
Lineage: Eukaryota; Metazoa; Chordata; Actinopteri; Clupeiformes; Clupeidae
Gene: magi2a
Product: membrane associated guanylate kinase, WW and PDZ domain containing 2a
Biological process (GO): receptor clustering; signal transduction
Cellular component (GO): dendrite; cytoplasm; cell-cell junction
Molecular function (GO): SMAD binding; type II activin receptor binding; beta-1 adrenergic receptor binding
Source: RefSeq, a predicted model, not a curated record